AUGGCAGACACUCCAAAGAAGAUCCUAAAGGUCUAUGACCAGGGUGGUGCCUACAAGACAAUGGUGGUCGAACCAAAGACUACCUCAGCAGAGGUCUGCGAGAAGCUUGGCAAGAAGCUAUUCAUGAAGAAUGGUGUUGGCCUCUUCAAUCUAUUCGUAUUUGAAGGUGGAGUACGCCAAUCACUUAGGAUGACAGACUUCCCUUAUGAGACUAUAUUGAGACUGGAGAAGAGAGACUUUAAGUUCUACUUCUUGAAUAUUAAUGGAGAGUUUAUGAACUUUGAUAAUCAGACAGCUGGCUCAUCGAUGAAUGUUGUCAACUCGGCACAGGGCGGCUCAAUGAGCCAACAACAACGUGCAGCCGUCUCCAACACAUCGGGCUCACCAUCACUCACCAGUGCCUACCCGACCGCCUAUGGCUCUGGUGCGCCAGGCUCACCGGCCAUGGCGUCUCAGCAGGCACCAGUGUCGUCCGCCCCAUCCGGCCCACGAGGCAUGAAGGGCUACCUGCUCAGGAAGAAGGCUGGCAAGUUCUUCAAGGUGUGGGCCGUCACAUCGGGCAAUCACCUGAUGUUCUACUCGUCCGAGGAGGACACCGAGCCACAGAUCGAGCUGUUGAUGGAGAAUGCCGUCAUCGACCUCAAGGCCAGCGAGCAAGGCCCCUACAUCCUCAUCACGCUCUCCAAUUCAGAGCGCCACACACUCAUGUCAGAGAAUCAGAGCGAGUUGCAGUCGUGGGCCACAGAGCUGGCCGCCACCACCGCCUAUACGGGCGGCAACUCAACAUCGCGCGGCCACGCCCCAUCACAAAUGUCCUUUGUGCCUUCGUCCAAGGACCUGACCACCAAGCUGGCGGCCAAGGUAGAGAACCCAGAGACAUUGUCCGCGACAUUGGUGCGCUGGACAGAGUAUGUUGUGGGUCGUCGCUCCGGUCUGCAACACAGCAGAAACAUCGCUGCCUGCUACAAUGAUGGCAGCGUCCUGGUCAAUGUGAUCGACGCAUUGUUUGACCGCCAGGUCAGAUAUCGCAAGGGCAAGACAGUGUACGACAGUCAAAGCAAUGUGGAGGCGGUGCUCGAGGGCCUCAAGUCACUGGGAUGUGACUAUGGCAAGAUCCUGCCCAACGACAUUAUAGAGUGUAAGGUGCCAAGGACCGUCACAAGACUGCUCUGGUCCAUCUUUGUGGCCUUUGUCACCAAUGGUGAGAAGGAGUACGUCCUCAAGGACAAGCUUGUUGGAUGGUGCGGUCGCAAGGUUCAAGAGGUCAACAGAUCAGUCAUCGUCGAUGGACCAUCCGCACUAUUCAAUCCCCUGGCAUUUGCCUACCUCAUCUCACGUUACCAAUCACACCUUAUCAAUGUAGAUUCACUCGCCAGUAGAUCAAGAAUUGAACAAGCACAGACUAUAUUGGACAUUGCACAUACACACCUUGGUAUUCCAAAGAUAUUGGACGCCAACUGCUGGCAGGAGGACGUGGCCGACGACAAGUCGUUCAUGGUCUACCUCUCAUUCUUUUAUUUCAAGUUGUCUGGCGAGGCAGAGGACAGGAAUAGACUGCUGUCAGCAUGCGCGAUGGAUAAGCCCGCCAUGGAGCCAACAGAGAUCACCACCAACACCAGACCAUUGCCAAGCGCACCAGGUGCCCCAAGCGCCAAGUCAUUCGCACCCAAGCCCUCUGCUGGUGGCGUGAAACCUGCGCCUGGACCUGGCAGGCCAAUGGCUGCUGCACCAAACGGUGCCGUGUCAAGACCACCUGCGCCAGACCCCAGCGCAGCCAACUCCAGACCACCUGCACUUGGCGCACCAAUUAGCAAGCCAGCUGGCAAGCCAAUGGCCAAGCCUCUUGCCAAACCAAUGGCCAAGCCAAUGGCUAAGCCUGGUGCCAAGCCAGUGCCCGCUGCACGCGCACCAAUGGACGACCCAGAGAAGGCUGCAAAGGAGAGAGCAAGAAAGGAGGCUGAGGAGAAGGCCGAGCGAUUGGCCCAUCAGCUGGAGCUUGAGAUGUUGGAGAAUGAGCGCGAGGACUUUGACUUUUUGGAGGAGGAAGAGAGGAGAAAGAAGGAGGAUCGCGACGAGAUGGCACAGCUUAUGGAGCUGGAGCGUAUGCAACGCGAAGAGUUUGAGAGAGAAGAGGCCGCCAAGAGGCAGGCACAGGAGCAACGACAGAGACAGCAGCAGCAACAACAACAACAGCCAAAGCAACCACAGAUGAAGCAACAACCUAGACAACUGCCACAGCAGCCACAACAAUCAAGACCGAAACAAGCAGCGCCAUCUCAACCAAUCGUCAAGUCGACGUCCAUCGACGAUCUGGAGGACGAGCUGGACAUGAUCAUGAGGAAGGAGCAAGAGGAGAACCAGAGGUUCAUGGAGAUGAUGGGCAUGGUUACGCCAUCCACAUCAACAUCAUCCUCAUCGAUGUAUGAUUCGCCACCACCCUUGGGUUCGGCGCCAUCAUCCAACUCUUACUCCAACUCCAACUCCAAUGCCAACUCAUACAAGCCCACGCCAGCGCCAGCGGCUGCACCACCAAAGAGGGUUCUCAAUGAGCGUGACUCGAUUAUGUCUGUGUUUGACAAGCUGGAUGAGGAGCUCUCAUUCAUUCAUCACACUCCAUCAGCCAAGGCACAGCAGCAGCAGCCACAGUACGACCCAUAUGGCUUCGCCCAGCAAUCCGGCGGCUCGCAGCCAUCCAGCAAACCAACCAGUCCCCGCCCAUCCGAGCACAGCAUCAUGCAAAAGGCCUCCUCAAUAUCUAUACCUGCGCCACCACCUGCCCCCGAGCCCGAGCGCGUGCCAUCACCACCUCCACAGCAACAAACACCACAACCUCAGGCGCCACCACCUCAACAAACACCACAACCUACACCAGAGAGCAGAGGCAAGGUUGUCGUGCGUAUAUGUCUGGAAGGCUUUGGAGAUGUGCUGUUCUGUUCGUUCGCCAUUGGCUAUGACACGCUCUGUGGCAACGUGCGCCAGAUGGUGCUCAAGAAGAUGAAGGUGGCCAAGGAGUUUGAACAAGAGUACAGUCUGUACAUUGUGCGCGAUGGUCUGGAGCGAGUUCUGGACGACGACGAGGUGCUGCUAGAGGCCGAGGACAAGAUCGACCGAUUCGUCUUCAAGGUGUCCGACAACUUUGAUCGCAAGUCAAUGCUGUCCUCUCACAGAGGAUAA
Messenger RNA from Acytostelium subglobosum LB1, 3174 nucleotides. RefSeq lists its product as hypothetical. Gene Ontology annotation, biological process: signal transduction. Gene Ontology annotation, molecular function: protein binding. The transcript is spliced from 3 exons. The record is from RefSeq and is a predicted model, not a curated record. NCBI's taxonomy places the organism in Eukaryota, Evosea, Eumycetozoa, Acytosteliales, Acytosteliaceae. Bases 1 to 3174 code for a protein of 1057 amino acids.